Molecule: messenger RNA, 7857 nt
Organism: Sphaerodactylus townsendi
Lineage: Eukaryota; Metazoa; Chordata; Lepidosauria; Squamata; Sphaerodactylidae
Gene: TIAM1
Product: TIAM Rac1 associated GEF 1
Exons: 30
Coding region: 841-5622 (1593 amino acids)
Biological process (GO): activation of GTPase activity; small GTPase-mediated signal transduction; positive regulation of axonogenesis
Cellular component (GO): synapse; cytosol; plasma membrane
Molecular function (GO): protein binding; guanyl-nucleotide exchange factor activity
Source: RefSeq, a predicted model, not a curated record
UGGCGAGGACUCAGCCGCUGCCCCAGCCCCCCUGCCCCCGGUCUUCCCGCGUGCAGCUGCUAUUGUCACAGUUCUAACUCCAAACGCCCCGCUGUUCGCCGCCGGUUCAGCUCAUUGGGCUGUGUAGGCUUGAUUGGCCGCGGGGACAGCCAAUGGGGUUUCGUUUCCAAGGAGUCCUUAGGCCCCGCCUUUCUGAGGGCAUGCAGUAACAAUAUGGCAGCGGCUGCUACUGGCAGAGUGUGGUCUUGAGAGCGGUGGCUCUGCAGCUGGGAAAGAGCCGUCGUGCGUCUGCCCUUCUGGAGAGAUCUGCAAUGCCCUGGCAGGGCACGAGAAACAUCCUUGGCAGAUGGGCAGCUACAGCAGAAUUAAAGCUGUGAAGUGAUGAUUCCUACAUUUUCUAUUUACCAGACUGGAUUCCUUAAUACUGAACCAGAGAACACGGCAGAUACAAAUCAGGAUCUCCUUUCCCAGCAACCUAGAGUGUGUGCCUUGGGUUAUAUGGUUCAAAGAGCACGGGAAUCAAAUGUAACAAACACAUGUGGGCACAGAGGAUUGGACACAUAGGCACAAAUGAGAGUUUCUGGGUGGCUAAUCCGGCACCAGAUGGUUUGGCACUGAAGUUGAAAAUAUACAUCAUAUAUGCAAGAAUGAAAGGUUUUUGGCAUAUAUUCACAGGCUCCCACAAGGCAGUAACGGAGGCUUUGAGUGGCAAGUGGUGACAGAUUCUGCAGUUCCAGCAACUGUUCAUUUUGAUAGCAUUUGCAUUCUAUACAUCUCAAUUUCUUACUUCUGGAGAAAGUAGUGCUGGGUACCAGUACUGUCUUGCAAGUCAUUAAAACCAUGGGCAAUGCAGAGAGUCAAAAUGUAGAACAUCAAUUCUAUGGAGAGAAGCAUGCCAGCCUUGGAAGAAAACACACAUCACGCUCACUUCGCCUUUCAAACAAAGCAUCUCGACGGACCAGGCAUGCUUCUUCAGGAAAAAUUAUUCAUAGGAACUCAGAAGUAAGCACAAGAUCUAGUAGUACUCCCAGUAUCCCUCAGUCAUUAGCUGAAAAUGGCCUGGAGCCUUUUACCCAAGAAGGCAAUUUGGAGGAUUUUGGAAGCCCAAUCUGGGUAGACAGAGUGGACAUGGGUUUAAGGCCAGUUUCUUACCAUACAGAUUCGUCGGUCACUCACAGCAUGGAUAGUAGUACAGUUCACAUGGCAGCAUCCAUACAGAGUAUGCCUAAUUCAGAAGAAGGCAGACUUUAUGCCGAUGGAUAUUUGGCUGAAGGAAGUAAUAGGCAACAUUCAUACUCAACAAAUGGGACCACUUUUUUGGAGCCUAUGAGCUUCAAGAAAAAACGUUCAAAAUCUGCAGAUAUCUGGCGGGAGGACAGCUUGGAAUUUUCUCUUUCUGAUCUCAGUCAAGAACACUUAACAAGCAAUGAAGAAAUCUUAUGUUCUGCUGAGGAAAAGGAUGGUGAAGAAAAUCGAGGAAGAGAGGCAAACAAUAGUCAUCAGCAGUUGGGCACUUGCCAGCGUGCCAAUUCCAUGAGUGAUUUGUAUUCUCCCAAAAACACAGCUGCUACAACAAAUGGUGGCCCACGAAAUACUCCAGGAGGGUACUGUCGGAAUUUAGUGUCUCAUAUUCCAGAUAUUGGGAACCACAAAACAUCACCUACCACAAUGGAGAAUGUUUCUUCGUACAGUAAUUAUAACACACUCCCCUGCAGGAAAUCUCAUUGUCUGUCUGAAGGUAUCACUCACCAAAAAAUGAACCAUAGCAACAGUAUGCAUGGCAGAAGAGCAAAGACAACCCAGGAUGUUAAUACAGGUGAAGGGAGUGAGUUUGCUGACAGCGGGAUUGAGGGUGCAACGACUGACACGGAUCUCCUUUCCAGACGCUCAAAUGCUACAAACUCUAGUUACUCUCCAACAACCAGUCGAGCGUUUGCUGGCAGUGACAGUGGCAGCUCUUCUACAGGUGAUGGGACCCGCCAGGGAGUCUAUGAGAACUUCCGACGGGAACUGGAGAUGAGCAGUACCAACGAUAACCUGGACGAAGCUGGUUCUGCCCUGAGUGAUGAACAGAGCAGCGGGACAUUAAGUUCUCCGGGACAGUCAGACAUUCUCCUUACUGCAUGCCAGGGAACUGUACGGAAAGCUGGAGCACUUGCAGUGAAAAAUUUUCUUGUCCACAAAAAGAACAAGAAGGUGGAGUUAGCUGCGCGGAGGAAAUGGAAGCAGUACUGGGUUUCCUUAAAAGGAUGUACGUUAUUCUUCUACGAAAGUGAUGGCAGGUCUAUAAUAGACCACAACAGCAUCCCAAAACAUGCAGUCUGGGUAGAAAAUAGCAUUGUGCAAGCAGUGCCUGAGCACCCAAAGAAAGACUAUGUCUUUUGCCUCAGCAAUUCCCUUGGAGAUGUUUUUCUGUUUCAGACCUCUAGCCAAACCGAACUUGAGAACUGGAUCACAGCAGUCCAUUCUGCUUGUGCAACAGCAGUAGCGCGGCAGCACCACAAAGAGGAUACGGUCAAACUGUUGAAAACAGAGAUUAAAAAACUGGAGCAGAAGAUUGACAUGGACGAGAAGAUGAAGAAAAUGGGGGAAAUGCAUUUCCUCAGCUUAUCCUCCGUCCGAGACUCCAAGAAGAAAAAAACCAUUCUUGAUCAGAUCUUUGUUUGGGAACAAAACCUGGAACAGUUUCAGAUGGAUCUCUUUAGAUAUCGAUGUUACUUAGCUAGCCUUCAAGGAGGAGAACUGCCAAAUCCAAAAACGUUGCUUGCAUUUGCAAGUCGGCCAACGAAAGAUGCGAUGGGUCGUCUUGGAAUCUUUUCAGUGUCUUCUUUUCAUGCACUGGUGGCGGCUCGCACGGGUGAAUCUGGUGUUAGGCGAAGAACACAGGCCAUGUCACGAUCCGCAAGCAAACGCCGAAGCCGCUUUUCAUCCCUCUGGGGUCUGGACACUACUUCAAAGAAGAAGCAAGGGAGACCAAGCAUUAAUCAGGUGUUUGGUGAAGGAAAUGAUUCUUUGAAGAAAUCUUUAGAAGGAAUAUUCGAUGAUACUAUACCAGAAAGCAAGAGAGAGAAAGAAGUGACACUGACUGCUGUUCAUCCGCAUAAUCCUGACUCAGACAUCUGGGUUCAUGAGUACUUCACGCCAUCUUGGUACUGCCUACCAAAUAACCAGUCAGCUUUGACUGUAAUCCACCCAGGGGACACAACAAGGGAUAUCCUGGAAAUGAUUUGUAAGGCACAUCAUCUGGAUUACUCAGCUCACUGUUUGCGUCUAAAGUUCCUGACAGGAAACCAAAUGCAAUUCUAUGUACCAAAGUCAGAUGAAGAUAUCUAUGAACUGUUAUAUAAAGAAAUUGAAAUCUGUGAAAAAGUUACACAACAAAUUAAUAUUGAAAAAUCUGACACAUUGUCAGAUAACUAUGGUUUUUGUCUGUGCUUGCUGGAAGAAGAAGGGAUUCGCCGGCUCUAUGUGAGCAGUGUCAAAGAGACGGGUCUGGCUUUCAAGAAAGGCCUGAAAGCUGGUGAUGAAAUUGUUGACAUUAACAAAAAAGCUGCCCAGGACCUGAAUUCAGUCACGCUAAGAGAUAUUCUUGUUCAGCAUUCUCUGUGCCUUACAGUGCGGACUUAUCCUGAAUCAGAGCAAAAGCUAACGCAGCUGCCACCACGCCGCAUGGACAGUUCUUUUGACCUGGCUGAAAGUCCUUCAAGAUCUGUCAACAGCCAAGGACACUUUCUCUGCAGUGAACAAGAGAACUGUGCAGAGGCAAUUCCAGACGAGGCAGAACUGCACAUAUUGGAAUCCUCUGAAGACGCUGAUAAAACAGGCAAGAGUACAGAACAAGUUGCAGCUUUUUGUCGUAGUCUUCAUGAGAUGAAUCCAUCCGACUUGAGUGUCAACCCUCAGGAAUUUAUUGGCCCUCAACAAGCCACAAGACAGCUAACUGAUGCUGAUAAACUGCGCAAGGUUAUUUGUGAACUCCUUGAAACAGAACGCACCUAUGUCAAAGACUUAAAUUGUUUAAUGGAGAGGUACCUGAAACCUCUACAAAAGGAAACUUUCCUCACUCAGGAAGAGCUUGACGUUCUUUUUGGAAAUCUGACUGAAAUGGUAGCAUUUCAAGUAGAAUUCAUGAAGACUCUUGAAGAUGGGGUUAGGUUGAUUCCUGACCUUGAAAAACUUGAAAAAGUUGAUCAGUUUAAGAAAGUGUUGUUUUCCUUGGGUGGGUCUUUUCUCUACUAUGCUGACCGUUUCAAGCUGUAUAGUGCCUUCUGCGCCAGUCACACAAAGGUUCCAAAGGUCCUUGUGAAAGCCAAGAUGGACACUGCAUUUAAGGCAUUUUUGGAUGCUCAGAAUCCUAGACGACAGCACUCAUCGACGUUAGAGUCUUACCUCAUCAAACCCAUCCAGAGGAUACUGAAGUAUCCUCUUCUACUGAAAGAACUCUUUGCCCUCACUGAUUCAGAGAGUGAAGAACAUUAUCAUCUUGAUGUGGCCAUUAAAACAAUGAACAAAGUUGCCAGCCAUAUAAACGAAAUGCAGAAAAUCCAUGAAGAAUAUGGUGCUGUGUUUGACCAACUUAUUGCAGAACAAACAGGCGACAAAAAAGAGGUUGCAGAUCUUUCUAUGGGAGACUUGCUUUUACAUACCACGGUAAUCUGGCUUAACCCUCCUGGAUCUCUGGGAAAAUGGAAGAAGGAACCUGAACUGGCAGCAUUUGUAUUCAAAACUGCAGUGGUCCUUGUGUAUAAAGAUGGCUCCAAACAGAAGAAAAAACUGGGCGGAUCACAUAGAGCUUCAAUCUAUGAAGACUCAGACCCAUUCCGUUUCCGACAUAUGAUACCUCUAGAAGCUCUGCAGGUUCGAGCCCUGGCAAGUACAGAUGCUGAGACCAGUUCUGUCUGCGAGAUAGUUCAUGUGAAAUCAGAGUCUGAAGGUAGACCAGAGAGGUCAUUCCACCUUUGCUGCAGUUCACCAGAACAUAGGAAGGAUUUUCUGAAGACUGUGCAUUCAAUUCUGCGUGACAAACACAGACGACAACUCCUUAAAACUGAAAGCUUGCCUUCUUCCCAGCAGUAUGUUCCUUUUGGAGGAAAAAGAUUGAGUGCUCUAAAGGGUGCAAGGCCAGCGAUGAACAGGACAGUGUCCGCUCCAAGCAAGUCUCUUGGGAGAAGGCGGCGGCGGCUGGCUCGAAACAGAUUCACCAUUGAUUCAGACGCCAUCUUUGCCAGCAGCCCUGAGAAAGAGUCUCAGCAGGUGUCCAACAGCAAAGACACUGACCGCUGGGUAGAAGAACAAUUUGACCUUGGCCAGUACGAGGAGCAAGAGGACAUAAAAGAAACAGACAUUCUCAGUGAUGAUGAUGAAUAUUGCGAGCCUCUGAGGGGUACAGUGAUUGAAAAAGAACUUCAGGAGCAGUUGCGGGCAGCCUCCAUUACAAGCAACCAGUUGUUCCGUGAAAACAAAGGCCGCUAUGCCGUGGGUUCUCACGCUUCACGAAUGGCUCAGUUGAAGAAACAAGCUGCUCUGUCUGGAAUUAAUGGUGGCAUGGAAGGCAGCGAGGAGGUCAUUUGGGUUCGCCGUGAAGAUUUUGUGCCACCCAGAAAACUGAACACUGAGCUUUAGACCCGUUUUCCUGUUAGAUGGUAGUCAUUGAUGUGCUCUCAACCCACCCCUUUCACAUUGUGGAGAAUGCUCCUUUAGAAUGCACUCUUGCACAUACAGUUAUGGCAGCUAAACUGGUUAAAACCAUACAGCCUCUUUUUCCCUUAAAGGUAAUGUAUAACAAGAAAAAAAGCAAACAAUUUUUUGAAAUGGAAUGAGCUUGAGUCCUUCUCUGUACAUUACAAAGGGCUUUAUUUAUUCUAAUCAGGGGUAUAAUAUUGAAAUGGGAUGCAUCGAUAUUACUAGAAAGCAUAUUGCUGUGGAUUUUUUAAAAAAAAUAUGUGCAGCAAGUUAGUUUAAGAGAUAGCACAAGCAGCAAACGAUUUUUUUUAUAUGUGACAUGUCAAUCAUGGGUUCAUCUCCUCAAACAAGGAAGCUGCCUUUUCAGACUCUCUAGCUGCAGGAUUCUUAAUCAUUUUCUCUGAAGGUUCAGAGAUUCUUAUCCCAGUCAUGCAGAGAAAGAGGCUUCCAUGCAUGGACCCUCCUUCUGGAUGGAGCCCCAGAAGUGGAAUUGGUGGAAACCAAUUGCAUUCACUUCCAUGAGUAUACAUGAGCAGUGGGGUUGUCCUGAAGUGCACAUGCAUUGCUCAACAGAUGUGUGAUGCUCUGGCUAAAAUCCAAUCACUUGUGAAGUAAAGCCUUGAAUUCGGCUUCCCUUCCCUUUUCCUUCGACAGCUAUUCAAAACUGCAAGUACUACACAUCUGUUGGACAGAGGAGAUCUCUUGCAUGCAGAAGCAUUUGCAAAAUUACGGGCGUAAGAGAGACUGUCUGGAUCCAGCAACAUUAUGUAUAUUUUAGGAAUGUGUGAGGAAAGUUUGGAAUUUUAUGUUAGGUUGAUUUUUUUUUAAUCUGUGGCUAGUCUAACUUAGUGUCAAUGUUGGAAGUUCUAGUUUUACAUAAAUUAUAACAAUGCCAAACUCUUUUAUUUUAAAAAGAGAGCCAAAUUUAACACUUGAAAAAGAUAUUUUUCUGUAUUUUACCUGAAUUGCAAGGGCACAAAGGGAUAGGAAUUUUACAGUGUUAGUUUUGUUCCAUGUCUAGGAUGUCGAGCUGCCCUUUUAGAACAGGUUGAGCAUGUUGAUUUUAUUGGAAAAUUCUGAAUUGGAAACUCUUAUGAAUAACCUUUGCUUUAAAAAAAACAGUGUAUGUUUGAGACUGGAUCUGAUUUAGCAAUGUCAGUGUAUAGCUGAGAAACCAAGUGGGAUUAAAUAAAUCUCUGCUGUAAUUCUGUCAGAAUUAACAGGGUUACAUCUAGGAUGAGUUUGACCCUGUGUUUGAAGUUAGAGCUCAGGAAAAAUUGAUUAUUUUAUGGCCAAAAAAACUAACCUCAUCCUACUUUCUUCUCCCUUGUGAAAUUAGUAUCCUUUUACUUUCUUGCUAGAUCCCCCCCACACACACACACACACUGCAAUAGGCCAUGAACAGUUUUCUAAAAAAACACAAACCUCUUUAUAAUUUUAAACCUUUUAUUGAAACAUCUACAACAGGGUAAAAUGUGACUAGACUCUGAUAUUCAAUAGGUUUCCAAAUAAUUUUGAAAAAGCACUUUUUUCUUUGAAAUUAUUUAUAUUGUUUUCCCAUUUUAAUUUGACCUGCACAAAAGGGGAGAUUUUUUUUUGAAGUGGAUCGCUUUUUGUAUCUAUUGAUGUUUGACACAUUAGUAGGUACAUUGAAAACCUAAAAUUUUAUAAUAGCUUUAGGAAUUAUAUUUUAUACAAUCAGCUUUGACUAUAUUUUGAGACAUGAGCAGAAAAUGUUAUUCAGCAACAUCAGCUGUCUGAUGGCCCAGCCAACAUUGGACUCCCUACCUGUCUGGUUCUCUGUGCGCUACUCUAGUGUUUUGAAAGUAUUAUUCUCUUAACUUUUGCUAUAUUUUCAUUGUUUUCUUAAAAGGCUUUAGUGAGGUUUCUACACCCUAUGUAUCUCAUUAUAUUUAAACUCAAGUCAGUUGUGUACCAACUUAUUAGACAUAACAAUGUUUUAGCUAUCCCCAGUGGAAUACAUUAAGCCUGUGAAAUGCUGGACGUCCUGUGCUUGGAGGGUGCCAUUGUUCUUGUACAUAACGUCAUGACCUGUUGAUGUCAAAGGUUCUUAUAUAUUUCUUUUAUAAGCUAAAAGAAGGUCUAUUUUUAUGUUUUUAGGUAUAUGAAUGGAACGUUGUAAAUGCCUGUCAAAUAAAAUAAUGCCAAAAAGCA